Molecule: messenger RNA, 1458 nt
Organism: Octodon degus (degu)
Lineage: Eukaryota; Metazoa; Chordata; Mammalia; Rodentia; Octodontidae
Gene: Foxb1
Product: forkhead box B1
Exons: 2
Coding region: 456-1433 (325 amino acids)
Biological process (GO): regulation of transcription by RNA polymerase II; cell differentiation; anatomical structure morphogenesis
Molecular function (GO): RNA polymerase II cis-regulatory region sequence-specific DNA binding; DNA-binding transcription factor activity, RNA polymerase II-specific
Source: RefSeq, a predicted model, not a curated record
AAGGCGAUUGUCAUAUGAUAGCUAAGAAGUGGCACAUUAAUGAAGCGCCGCUACAGGGGUCUUUUCUGCUCCUGUCACCGCUUAAAACUAUCAGAUGGUGCGAGGGAGGACGUGGAGGCAGCCGCCUAGCGCAGCGCAGCCGCGGAGCCCGCAGCAGCGCCCUCCCGAGUCCCUAAGCCGCCGCUGCCCGCGUCCGCGCCCGGACGCUGCAGCCCAGCUCGACCGCCCGCGGGACGCACGGCCCGGACCCGGUGGCACAGAGCGCUGCGGGGCUGAUCUCUGCACUCCAGGUCGGCGUGCAGUCGGUCCCGACCCGGACGCCGCUGCGCUGGGGCGGUGUGCCGAGGGCGACGCAGAGACCCGGGGGGCCAUCCGGAUGCGGACGAGCAACUCGCAGCAACUUUAAGAUCCGACCAGCCUGCCGGACCCGGAGCGCGGAGAGGCCGAACGCGAAGAUGCCUCGGCCGGGCCGCAACACGUACAGCGACCAGAAGCCGCCCUACUCGUACAUCUCGCUGACCGCCAUGGCCAUCCAGAGCUCGCCCGAGAAGAUGCUGCCGCUGAGCGAGAUCUACAAGUUCAUCAUGGACCGCUUCCCCUACUACCGGGAGAACACGCAGCGCUGGCAGAACAGCCUGCGCCACAAUCUCUCCUUCAACGACUGCUUCAUCAAGAUCCCACGGCGGCCGGACCAGCCCGGCAAGGGCAGCUUCUGGGCGCUGCACCCCAGCUGCGGGGACAUGUUCGAGAACGGCAGCUUCCUGAGGCGACGCAAGCGCUUCAAGGUGCUCAAGUCCGACCACCUGGCGCCCAGCAAGCCGGCCGAUGCGGCACAGUACCUGCAGCAGCAGGCCAAGCUGCGGCUCAGCGCGCUCGCCGCCUCGGGCACACACCUGCCACAGAUGCCCGCGGCCGCCUACAACCUGGGCGGCGUGGCGCAGCCCUCGGGCUUCAAGCACCCAUUCGCCAUCGAGAACAUCAUCGCGCGGGAGUACAAGAUGCCCGGGGGCCUGGCCUUCUCCGCCAUGCAGCCGGUGCCCGCGGCCUACCCGCUCCCCAACCAGUUGACUAGCGUGGGCAGCUCGCUGGGCGCGGGCUGGCCGCACGUGUACGGCUCGGCCGGCAUGAUCGACUCUGCCACCCCGAUCUCCAUGGCGAGCGGUGACUACGGCGCCUACGGGGUGCCGCUGAAGCCGCUGUGCCACGCGGCGGGCCAGACGCUGCCCGCCAUCCCCGUGCCCAUCAAGCCCGCGCCAGCUGCGGUGCCCGCGCUGCCCGCGCUGCCCGCGCCCAUCCCCGCCCUGCUCUCGAACUCGCCGCCCUCGCUCAGCCCCACGUCCUCGCAGACCGCCACCAGCCAAAGCAGCCCCGCGACGCCCAGCGAGACGCUCACCAGCCCGGCCUCGGCGCUGCUGUCCGUGGCUGUGCACUGACCUGCGGGAGCCGCGCCCACGUCGC